Molecule: messenger RNA, 536 nt
Organism: Arvicanthis niloticus (Nile rat)
Lineage: Eukaryota; Metazoa; Chordata; Mammalia; Rodentia; Muridae
Gene: Rpl27a
Product: ribosomal protein L27a
Biological process (GO): translation
Cellular component (GO): cytosolic large ribosomal subunit; ribosome
Molecular function (GO): structural constituent of ribosome
Source: RefSeq, a predicted model, not a curated record
CGAGACUUCGUGAGCUCCUCCCUCUUUCCUUUCUGCCACCGCCAUGCCAUCCCGACUGAGAAAGACCCGGAAACUCCGGGGCCACGUGAGCCACGGCCACGGCCGCAUCGGUAAGCACCGCAAGCACCCAGGAGGCCGAGGGAAUGCUGGAGGCAUGCACCACCACAGGAUCAACUUUGACAAAUAUCAUCCAGGUUACUUUGGGAAAGUUGGUAUGAGGCAUUACCACUUGAAGAGGAACCAGAGCUUCUGCCCAACUGUCAACCUGGAUAAAUUAUGGACGUUGGUCAGUGAGCAGACACGGGUCAACGCUGCCAAAAACAAGACUGGAGCUGCUCCCAUCAUUGAUGUUGUUCGAUCAGGCUACUACAAAGUUCUGGGCAAGGGAAAGCUCCCUAAGCAACCUGUCAUCGUGAAGGCUAAAUUCUUCAGCAGAAGAGCUGAAGAGAAGAUUAAGGGUGUUGGAGGUGCCUGUGUACUAGUGGCUUAAAAGCCACUCCAGGUGUUAAUUAAAUGCUAACAUUUUCCAUGUGGUC